Diospyros lotus (date-plum) is the source of this 1229-nucleotide messenger RNA. RefSeq lists its product as uncharacterized. The coding region runs from base 38 to 907 and encodes 289 amino acids. Gene Ontology annotation, molecular function: RNA binding. NCBI's taxonomy places the organism in Eukaryota, Viridiplantae, Streptophyta, Magnoliopsida, Ericales, Ebenaceae. Gene Ontology annotation, cellular component: chloroplast. The transcript is spliced from 3 exons. The record is from RefSeq and is a predicted model, not a curated record.
GUACAGGUACAGAGCAGCGAGGAUUUGGAAUUUGGGAAUGGCGGGGCUGCAGCUCUCAUCGUCCUCCCAUCUGAUUCUGCACCACAUUCCCCGCCUGUCGCCGCCGCUAAAUCUCUCUUUCCCUUCUUCACCUGUCCUCUCUUUCCUUCUCUUCAAGCGCCUCCCCGCCUCUCGCCUGCCGGCGCCCCCGCCUCAGCUUCGUUGCGUCUCCUCCGUCGCUUCUCCACUCUCUUCUCGCCCCCUUUCCUUCCCCUUGCCCGCCUUUUCUCUCUCAUCGUCUCACGCCCCUCCACUCUCCGUUCCCAAAGCUCAACUGACUGUUGAACCCGAAAUCAGCGGCGAAUACUCGGAUAACGAUGAGUAUGAUAAUGAUGGUGAUGAUGAAGCUGUGGAAGAAACGACGGUUACGGACCCAUCCGAGAGGCAUUCGAGCUCGUCGCUUUCUACGGGAGGCGGAGAAUCGGGGCCGGAGUUGCCGAAUCUAACUGUGAAGGAAAAGAAAGAGCUGGCCUCUUACGCUCACAGCCUCGGCAAGAAGCUCAAAUCUCAACAGGUGGGCAAGUCCGGGGUGACCGAUUCAGUAGCGUCGGCUCUGAUUGAAACCCUAGAGGCCAACGAGCUCCUCAAGAUUAAAAUACACAACAACUGUCCAGCGGAGUUGGAGGAUGCGGUGAAGCAGUUAGAGCAAAGCACUGGGUCUGUGGUAGUUGGUCGGAUUGGUCGGACCGUUAUUCUUUACAGGCCCAGCCUGUCUAAGCUGAAGGCGGAGGAGAAGAAGAAACAGGCUCAGAGAAUUUUCAUGAGAAAACGGCAGAGGCUGACACUGAAGCCGUCAUUUGAGGAUAACGGACCCCAACUCUCUGGGCGAGGUCGGCGGGGAAGUAGCAGAUUUGUGAGCUCGUCUUGACAUACAUCGCAAACAUCAUCCUCUGGUACUACCUGGAGGAGCAGCCGCACCACUUUCUUGUCGACGUGAAAUCCGGCAUCAAUGCUUCAGAGUAAUGAGCUUGUUAAAGAGGAAAGCAAUGGGGAAGAAUGAAGGGUGUUUCUGAAGGUAGAGAUAGAGAUCCUCCUGAUAUGAUACGAGCUUUGGCUGGGCUCAAUGAAGACUUGACGCUUGAAUUCACAUUCUAUUAGCAUUAGCAUUACGUUUGGCGGAGUGUGUAUUCCUUUGCUUCCCUUGGAGUUGGCUGAUUCCAUAUUGAACUUAUAUAUUUUCCUGUUAUAAA